Messenger RNA from Tribolium castaneum (red flour beetle), 759 nucleotides. RefSeq lists its product as uncharacterized. The transcript has 3 exons. Gene Ontology annotation, biological process: mitochondrial fission. The coding region runs from base 149 to 616 and encodes 155 amino acids. NCBI's taxonomy places the organism in Eukaryota, Metazoa, Arthropoda, Insecta, Coleoptera, Tenebrionidae. The record is from RefSeq and is a predicted model, not a curated record. Gene Ontology annotation, cellular component: mitochondrion.
GAUAAUUACACCAAUUGACACAACCAGUUAAAACAGAGCGUCAAUAAUUCAACCCAAGACGGGUCCCUAAUCUAGUAAUUUUUUAUUUGAUACCUUAGUUCCCUCCUUACAUAACCUCAACCAGUGUCAAAAAAUCAAAAUAUAAAUCAUGAGUCCGGAAGCCCCCCCUCGAGACAUCUACAAAGACACCCCAAUCCGAUUAUUGGGCUACGCGAACGAAGUCGGUGAGUCUUUGAGGGGCUUCAUUGGCACAAAAUGGGUCAAUGUCUCGUACGGGGUGGCCACAUUGUACGUAGUUGCUGACACAAUUGACAAAACUGGUAAAUCAUACAUUAACAAUUCAGGAAAGCCAGGUUGUGUCAAGAAGACUGUGUUCGCAGCUACUGAUACUCUAGUUUGGCAAAUGUUGGCCUCAGUCGUCAUUCCAGGAUAUACAAUUAAUCGGGUGUGUGCUCUGAGUGAUUUUGUGUUGACCAAAACGGCCAAAUUACCCACAAAUAGUAGAAAAUUGCUUGUUACAGGAGUUGGUCUAGCAGUCAUUCCUUUUAUCAUUAAACCCAUAGAUAAUUUAGUCCAUUUAAUGCUUGACUCUAGUUUGAGAAAAAUAGCCCCCUAGUUCAGUAGGUCAAUUGUUAAUUAAUUGAUAAAUUUAAAAAAAACUAGUAUUAUUUGUUGCGACGUGUGGUAGCCCUGUCUAGUGACUAGAAAAAAUCAGUGUUGUUAUUGUUGCUGAAUAAAUUAAAAAGUGUUGCAAAAUUC